AUGCUGGAGAACAUGGGUCCCAGAAACAGAGGGCCUGCUGGAGGGUCCGGCAAUCAAGGGAGAGGCACUUACCAGGAUCGAGACAAACCAGCCCAGAUCUGCUUCAGCAACAUCUCUGCCACCAAAGCAGUUACAGAUGCUAUUAGAACUAGCCUUGGACUGAAAGGAAUGGACAAAAUGGUUCAAGAUGGAAAAGGCAAUGUGACCAUUACCAAUGACGGUGCUACAAUUUUGAAACAAAUGCAGGUCUUGCAUCCAGCAGCCAAAAUGUUGGUGGAACUCUCCAAAGCACAAGAUAGUGAAGCUGGUGAUGGUAGCACAUCUGUUGUUAUCAUUGCUGGAUCUCUUUUGGAUUCCUGUGCCAAACUUCUUCAAAAGGGGAUUCAACCAACCAUCAUUUCAGAAUCAUUCCAAAAAGCUGUGGGUCAGUGUGUUGAAGUCUUAACCAAAAUGUCACAGCCAGUGGAACUGAGUGACAGAGAAACAUUGCUUAAUAGUGCAACCACUUCACUAAACUUAAAGGUUGUAUCUCAGUACUCAAGCCUGUUUUCUCCAAUGAGUGUAGAUGCCAUGAUGAAAGUGACUGAUCCAACAACUGCUACUAGUGUAGAUCUUUGAGACAUUAAAAUAUUUAAGAAACUUGGUGGGACAAUUGAUGACUGUGAACUUGUGGAAGGAUUGGUCCUAACUCAGAAAGUAGUAACCAGAGUUGAGAAAACUAAGAUUGGUCUCAUUCAGUUUUGUUUAUCUGCUCCUAAAACAGAUAUGGAUAAUCAGAUAGUUGUUUCUGACUAUGCUCAAAUGGACAGAGUACUGCAGGAAGAGAGAGCUUAUAUUCUCAAUUUAGUGAAGCAGAUUAAGAAAUCUGGAUGUAAUGUACUCCUUAUUUUGAUUUUUAUGACUAUAUAUGACAUUAUAUAUGUGAUUAUAUAUUUCUUGGGGUACAAGGAACUACCCCAAGAGCUAAAAGAAAAGCCCCACACACAUGGUAAAAUAUUCCUAGUCAUACUUUUUGGGGGUAGCAAAGAAUUAGAAGCAGCGUGGUUGGCCAUUAAUGGGAGGAUGACUAAACAAAUUGUGGUACAUAAAUGUUAUUGGAAUACUGUUGCCCCAUCUGAAAUUGAGAAUAUGAGGAAUUCAAAGAAACAAGAGGAAAAUUAUGUGGCCUAA
This is a messenger RNA of Gracilinanus agilis (Agile Gracile Mouse Opossum), 1170 nucleotides long. RefSeq names its product T-complex protein 1 subunit delta-like. Gene Ontology annotation, molecular function: ATP hydrolysis activity; ATP-dependent protein folding chaperone; ATP binding. NCBI's taxonomy places the organism in Eukaryota, Metazoa, Chordata, Mammalia, Didelphimorphia, Didelphidae. Gene Ontology annotation, biological process: protein folding. The record is from RefSeq and is a predicted model, not a curated record. Gene Ontology annotation, cellular component: chaperonin-containing T-complex.